Pseudoliparis swirei is the source of this 5979-nucleotide messenger RNA. It is a transcript of the gene ecm2, whose product is annotated as extracellular matrix protein 2, female organ and adipocyte specific. The coding region runs from base 1174 to 3459 and encodes 761 amino acids. Gene Ontology annotation, molecular function: heparin binding; collagen V binding; protein binding. Lineage: Eukaryota; Metazoa; Chordata; Actinopteri; Perciformes; Liparidae. Gene Ontology annotation, cellular component: extracellular matrix. The transcript is spliced from 13 exons. The record is from RefSeq and is a predicted model, not a curated record. Gene Ontology annotation, biological process: extracellular matrix organization; positive regulation of cell-substrate adhesion.
AGAGAAUCCGUUGUGUUUGUUCACUUCACAGCCGAAAGGUUGAAGAACUUCUGUUCUUUGUUUCUGGAACAGACGACGUUCAGGGAGAAGAGACGCUUGCUUCAGUUGUUAGGGGCGUGUCCUACAUGCGAGGGGUGUAUCCCACAGACAUCUUUGUAAACGAAGCGUCUGGAGCCAACAAAUAAAGGAAUAAAGACUUCACUGGAGGUUCUGAGGCCACGGGACGCUUCAGGAACUGAUCAGCAGAAACACUGAGCAUGUAAAGAGACUCCGGUCGGAGCCCUGGACCUAUCAGAAGGACUUCUUAUUCCUGCACUAUAUAAAUAUAAAUAUGAAGAUAUAUAAAUAUAUAUAAAUAAAUAUAUAUAUUCAAGCACUUUCAAAGAUUAUUUAAAGUCUAUUUCAGGGAUUUAUGAAAUGAAACAAUGUUCUGUCGUUCAUCUUCUCAACCCAAACACAUCUGCCCAGUGACUCCUGAACAUUAAACACUUAUACAACGUUUAGUACCACACAUUUGUAAUUAAACACCGUGGUAACUGAUGUGUGUGUUCUUCUGACACUGAGACUUUACUUGUUGGUGGUAAUAAUGAUAUUGUUGUUUUCCUCUUCCUCCUCUCAUCGUCAUGGUGACUCAUCAUCAAUCAUUCAGUUCAGGAGCUUUUUACUGACUUCUCCUCGCUCUGUGAAAAGCUUUUCACGUGAAGGCUUCUCCCCCACAUGGAAGUGAGAUGUUUGUUCUGGUGUGACCUCUGACCUCUGCCCUCCUUCACCUCCUCAUCCCCUCAUUCUGACCUUUCGUGUUUCAUAUUUAACACACCGCCUCCUCUUUGUGUCCUUGUGAAGGUUCUGCAGCGAGUUGGCAACAUCGUCCUCAGACAGGAAGACACGUCAGACCUGUCUCUCUCUCUCUCCAUUAAUCUCUCUCUCUCUCUCUCCUUUACUCUCUCUCUCUCUUUGUCUCCGCUGCAGAACAAAUCCUGACCUUCCCCUCAAAGCUCUAUCGGCCUGCUCGCUCCACACAACCUUUCUACAAUCAGCCACACACACACACACACACACACACACACACACACACACACACACCUCAACUGGAGCUCCUGCAGAACCGGAGGAGGAGGCAAGAGGGAGGAAGAAUUUGGCCUCAAGUCUCGCAGCUGCCUUCAAACUGCUGGGAUGAGGUGGUGGUGGCUGAUGGCGGCCUCUCUGUGGCUGCUGCUGGUCGUGACCGCCUCCAACGGCCAGACCGGGAGCCGACCUCACAACCAGGAGAGAGACCUCCGCCGGGCGAAGAGGAAGAGGGACGGGCAAGGUCCUUUGCGGGCCAGAGCGGGGCGCUCUAAGCCUCUAGAGAUCAGACUGGUUCCUGGUCCCGGGGAACCCAAGGAGCCUGGAGACCACCAAGGAAACCCUCUGGUCAUGAAGUCCUACAAGAACCUUCAAGAACAGCACUCCACCUACAACGUUCUCCCAGGUAAGCAGGGCCAGUGUGUGUUCCGGGGUCUGACCAUGUUCCACCAGGCCGUCUGGUCCCCGGAGCCCUGUGUGACGUGUCUGUGCAGCGGCGGGCGGGCGGCGUGUGACGAGGUCGCCUGUCCCACAAUGCACUGCCACCUCCCCGUCACGCCGGCCGGGGAGUGCUGCUCCAUCUGCAUGGAGUCAGUUCCCAACGACCGCGGUGAGGCAAAGACCCCGCUGACUCAGGAGGAGAUCCAGCGUAUCUUCUGGCGGGAGGAAGAGGAGCACCGCCUGCAGGAGGACCGCCUGAGGAAGAAGGAUGAGGCGAGGAAGAUGAGGAGGAAGCAGAGGAAGGAUCAGGCGGAGAAACAAAGGAAGAUAGUGGAGGGGAAGAGGAGGGAUGAGGAGAAGGCGCUGAGGCUGCAGGUGGAGAAGGAGGAGGAGGAGUGGAGGAGGCAUGUGGAGGGGGAGGAGAAGAGGAGGGAGGAGAAGAGGAGGAGACAGGAUGAAGAUCACAAGAGGCAGAAGGAGGCUGCAGAGAGAGACGCCUGGGAGAAGGAAAGGAAGCUAGAGGAGGAAAGGUGGAGACAGGAGGAGAUGCUGAGGGAGCAACUCCUGGCUCUGGUGGAGGAGGAAGAAGAGCAGGAGCAGAAAAAGGUAGAGGAGGAGGUGUGGCUGAGAGGAGAUGUGUUUGAGAUGCUCCCAAAAGAACCCGAAGAACCCGACCUCCUCCCUGCCCCGAUACCACAACCUCCUGCUGCGCCAGAGGAGGAACAGGAGGACAUGGGAGCAGACGUGGAGGAGGCGGAGGAGGAGAGGGAGGAGGUGCUAGUGAACAGAGGAGGCCUCCCUCCAGGCUGCGACAUCUCGGAUGUCACUCUGACGUGCGACAACGCCAAACUCACGUACUUUCCCCCCCUGUCCAUCCCUGAGCUCAAGUCUCUCAGUCUGGAGGGCAACAGCAUCAGCAGCAUCCCGGCCGAAGCCUUCAACGGCAUCCCCAACCUGGAGUGGGUCAACCUCAAGAAAAACAAACUCUCCUCUGACAGCAUCGACCGCAAAGCCUUCAAAGGUCUGAAGAUGCUGAGGCGCCUGUACUUGGACGGGAACCUUCUGGAAGCCGUGCCCGCUGGCCUUCCCCCGACGCUGCAGGAGCUGAAGGUCAGCGAGAACCAACUGAGGCGACUGGAUGAAAACAGCUUCCGAGGUCUGAGCAGCCUGGUGAUCCUGGAGCUGGAGGGCAACUUGCUGAGCGAGGGCUCCGUGGAUCCUCUGGCCUUCGCCCCCCUCGUCCAGCUCUCCUACCUCCGGAUGGGCAGGAACCACUUCCGCACCAUACCACAAGGCCUUCCCAGUUCCUUGCUGGAGUUGUACUUGGAGAACAACCUGAUUGAGGAGAUCUCAGAGACCGUCUUCAAUCAGACCCACAGCCUGAACGUGGUUUCCUUGAGAAACAACCGGCUGGACGAGUCCCGGAUCGCCCCGCUGGCCUGGAUCAACCACAGGAACCUGGAGUCCAUCGACCUUUCAAACAACGACCUUCACCUGGUUCCGUCGUACCUGCCCAGGUCUCUGGUCCACCUGGUGCUGGUGGGAAACAACAUAGAGAGAAUACCUGGUUUCGUCUUCGCCCACAUGGAGCCGGGCAUCGAGUACCUCUACCUCUCCUACAACAGACUGGACGGGGAGGCGAUCGAGCCCGAGUCGUUCUUCGGCUCGUACCAGUCCAUGGUGGAGCUGUGCCUGGACCACAACCAGCUGCUGUCGGUCCCGUCCGGCAUCAACGAGAUGACCAACCUGCACUUCCUCAGACUCAACGACAACAACAUCAGGAGCGUCCGUGACGAGAGCGUCUGCGACCCCAACCGCAAAGGAGACUCCACCCUGGUGGCCGUGAGGAUGGAGAACAACUACAUGGACCCCCAGAAGAUCUCCCCCACAGCCUUCUCCUGCGUACGCUCCUCCUCCAGCGUGGUCCUGAAGCCACAGAAAACUGCAAAGUAACAUUUAAAACCAGCAGUCAAAGCAUCAGACUCAUGUCCCCUCUCGAGAUCCUCUGAUGCUGUAAUUGAAGAGACCCACAAUAAUAAGAACUCGCUUAGAAGAGAAGAAACUUAAACAUGCGGAAAAAUAAAUGUAACUGUGGAAACUCAGCCGCCUUAUUGUGAAGCUUUGUUCCAGACCGAACAGAGGUUCUUCCUCAGUCUGUUUCCCGGAGAUCACAGAACUCCUUCAGACCUCACAAUGAAACACAUCUGUCUGCUUUAGUUAAAAUGUAAAGCCCUUCUUCUAAAUGGAAAGAACUCCUGCUCCCUACACAGUAAAAGGGAAACGCUCACAAAGAAAUGGAAGGAAUUCGAUGAAACGACGUAAUGUUUUAACAACCUCCACGCUCCGCUUCUCUGACGUCUCUUUCCGAUGUCUUCUUUCAUGAAGUCGGACAUGGAAAGAAGCGUGAGACUCGUCCUCGGAGCUCUUCAGCUCAUCCCUCUUGACAGAUAUACAGAAUAUAAAAUGACGGGAGCCGACAGAAACUUCCUCUGGUGCAGUUUAACCGGACUGCUUGAGGAACGGUGAUCUACAGGUCAGACUCCUCCCGCCGGAGGCCCCUCAACACACACAUCAGGACACACAGAUUAAUAACUGCCGCCUUGUUUAAAUAUUGAAUAGGAGACUUUUUAAAUACAGUUGUUGCAGGUUUGCUUGAGACUUUCAUGGAGAUAUGUAAAGUUAUUGGCUACAGAUGUGUUUUUCCCAACAGUAAAUUCAAAAUCUGUAUUUGUUUUAACGAUACUUUGCUUUUGGCUGGCCAACGUGCAGAAAUGAUAUGACAACAUGUGUAUUUAAUGUGUCAACAAUCAUAUUCUACAGGUCAACAUGUUACGAUGGAACAAUUCAAAUAAACUUCACAAUGUUCACAUCACUGGCUGAUUGAUGAGAUCCCAGCUACAUUCACUUAAUUAAACUAGAAUGGGCACUCGGUAGAGCGCAUACCUUCGCAUAUCACAAGAUUGGGCAUUGAAUUAUGAACAUGUUGGCAUUUUUUGCAUGCCAAUUGGUAAAAAGAAGAUGUUGACCUUUUCAUGACCUUGACCAUGACCUUUGACUGGAUCGAUCCCAAAAUCUAAUCAAAUGGUCCCCGGAUAAUAAUCAAUCAUCCCACCAAAUUUCAUGCGAUUCGGUUCAAUACUUUUUUACUUAUGCGAAUAACACGCAUACAAAGAAAUAAAUAAAUAAAUACACGGCGAUCAAAACAUAACCUUCCGCAUUUUCAAUGCGAAGGUAAUGAAGACAACGUGGUUAUAAUAACCGCUCUGGUAGCCGUGAGGGGUCGCAAAGGUCCCUGGGACAUAAAUUAAAUGAAAGCUCAUAACCAAUAACUGACUUUUAAAGGCUGAAUAUUGAUAUUUGAAAAAAAGAAAAGAACGAUAUAAAGCCAAUAUACAUUUUAUUAAUGAAUAUGACCAAGAUAUGUAGUGAGCCGGACAUUGUAUAGCGCUCUCUGGUGGAAAAUCGGACUAAGUAAAUAUGAUGUGCUCCGUAGAGCUGGGGACCGGCCGGUUUUCAUCCUCACGUUGCACAAAGCAAAAUUAAUUAUUUGACCCCUAAACACGACCUCUUCCAAGCUGCAUGUGAAUAUCUGAGAAUAGUAACGGGUUGGGGGAGCGUAGGAACGACCCCCAAAGGAAACAGUUUCUAAAUGAACUCAGACAUAUCUAUAUUCAUAUCUUACAUACUUUAUAUUCCUACAAAGGUAUUUUUGGACAAUUUACCAGAUGUACAGUGACGUAGUGCUGCUCUCGUCUGCACCUGAAGUGUUGGAGCAAGGCCACGGUUCCUCUGGUUGUCGAGGUCAACAUGUUGACGACUGUGUGAGGAACACCUGACAUGUAUAUCUGGGCAGGGUAGGAAAAUUACAUAUUUUUUAGGGGGCAAUUUUUUCCCCCACUGACUGAACUCCAGGGGCAUUUAAAAAGAAAUUGGGGGCACUUUUUGAAACUGUUUUUAUGGUAAUGUUCUGUUUUAAUGUUGUUUCUAUCUUUCAUGCUUUUAUCUUUUAUUCUGUAUUAUUUUAUUGUACAGUGACCUUCGGUGACUUGAAAGGCGCCUCCAAAUGAAAUGUAUUAUUAUUAUUACUUUUUUAAAAUUGUGAAAUAAGAUUUUACCGUUGUUCAAAAUAAUAAAUAUACUUAUUUAGGCUGACAGUAUAUGUGCAAUUAUCAUCAAUAAUAAGACAAUUAGGGAAUAGUCUAAUAGAUUCUGGAUCGGGUCAUAUAGGCCACGAUGUUUUUGACAAGUUCAUUAAAUUAUCAUAAUUAUUAGGGGAAAUUAUGGGGGCAUUUUUUCCCCUCUCCUAUCUUACGGGCAGUUUUGCCCUUGUGUAUUUACGAUGCCGUUUCAGGGUAUAUCUGGUGGUUCAGUAUCGGUUGCUUGGACAUUAUAAUAAUGUUUGUAUGUGUGUUACGUUGUUUGUUGCAUAUGCGAAUUGUGAUUCAUAAAAAAGUAAACAGAGAGAGAGAGAGA